GGGUGGGGUUCGUCGGGCCCCAGGGGAGGGUUCUGCCUGCGGUUUGGGUCCAUUCACCCGCGUUUUGGGGGCGCCCCGCCCGUUCGUAGCAGCUCCCUCCCCAGCCACGAGCGGGCGCUCCGCGAAGCGCCGCCCGCGGAGGAAGCGUGUCCGCUCGGGCGCGCCGUCCGCAGCCACGGCAACCACGGCAGCGCCGCCCGCGCCGGGUGAGGCGGCGCCAUGGCGGGCGGAGGCGGCCCCAGCGCCUUCCUGCUGGCGGCCCGCGGGCAGAUCGAGAGCGGCCAGUUCCCUGGUUUUGAUGACCUCUAUUGCAAGUACUGCUUUGUCUAUGGCCAAGACUGGGUUCCCACUGCGGGCCUGGAGGAGGGUAUCUCCCAGAUCUCAUCCAAGAGCGAUGUUUCACCCACCACGAUCGUCUGGAACUUCCCCAUCGACAUCACCUUCAAGAGCACCAAUCCAUUCGGCUGGCCACAGAUCGUCGUGAGCGUCUAUGGACCUGAUUUUUUUGGAAACGAUGUGGUCAGAGGUUACGGAACUGUUCAUGUUCCCUUCACACCCGGAAGGCACACAAGAACCAUCGCUAUGUUUGUUCCAGAGUCCACAUCUCAGCUGCAGAAGUUUACAAGUUGGUUCACAGGGAGACGCCCGGAAUUUACUGACCCCAAAGUGGUGGCACAAGGAGAAGGAAGAGAAGUAACGAGGGUGCGAUCUCAAGGCUUUAUGACCAUUUCCUUCAAUGUGGUGACCAAAGAUCUGAAGAAGCUGGGCUACGACGUGUGCCCGAGCAACACGCACGGCCCUUCUCUGCUGCCCGUUACAGAAGGGAUGCACAGAUACUGAUCUUGGGUGUCCAGUGGGCAAAGGCUCACAGAGAAGUUAAGCUCUUGGGGGCUUUUUGUGUCAAAAGGAAAUGAGAAAAUUUCACUUAAGGCCAUUAUUCCAAAAGAAACAAGGGUCUGGAAUAAUUACCUCCGUGUAAGUCUUUCAGGAUGCAGAGAGGUUUAAGUAUUAUGUAAAUGAACGUCAUCUGGUAAUGUUUAGCAGCUCUAGGAGUAGUAUCAGACUGUCUCAAACUAAGACCUGUAACGAAGUUUUUUUAUAACGUUUUUUUAUACACUUUUCAUAUACUUCAAGAAUAGGGGAGUUCAUAGCUGUAAAAAUUGCAAACUGUUUUUUUUAUUCAUGUUUUUUUUGUGCUAGAAAUGGGAAAUAGAAAUUAUUUCACCUUCCAAAAAGGAAGGAAAGGUUCCAGCGAAAUGCACUCACACUUCUCUUUGCUGGGUGCUCCCCUCUGCAACAGCAGCUUUCGUUAAAACCCCAUGGUCCUUCAGAGCUUGUGCCACUAAUUAAAACAGCUCCUGCACUGUAGAAACAUUCCCAUAUUGUCCCAGUGAAGCAACCAGGGCUUUGGCAUUUCGAACAAGAUGGUGACUCCUCCAUUCCCCGAUUUUAUUCGUGCAUCAAGCUUCAGGAAGGACAGUCAGACACUGGCCCAGGUUGCCCAGAGCAGUGGUGGCUGCCCCAUCCCUGGAGGUGUUCCAUGCCGGGUUGGAUGGGGCUUGUAGGCCCUGAUCCAGUGGGAGGUGUCCCUGCCCAUGGCAGAGGUGGAACUGGAAGGGCUUUAAGGUCCCUUCCAACCCAAACCAUACUAUGAUUAUAAGUUAAAAAAAAAAAAAAGGCAGCAGUUUAUUUUAGAGGAGCGAGAGACCAUAGUGUUAAACACAUCCUUGCUGUAUGCUUUUAAGUAGAACAAAUUGCAGAUAUUGACUAAAAAUAAACUUCGGAGCAGGCUCUGCAAAGCAGGCAAGAGUCUCUGUAAGCCAGCUGCAUGCAGUCAUGAGCAGCGUGUCAGUCCCAGUCGGGUUCCAGUGGCUCUGUUCUGCACAGGAGGGCAGGGAGCAGCAGCAAGGUAUGGAGCACCCUCCAGCCCGCACAUCACGCACCUCCUGCUCCACAGUGUUCCUCAGCUGGUUUCCUUAUCAAAAGAGGGGCAGUAAAAGACAUGGUGAUGUUCCAGUCUGCUCUGCAUGGGUUUUCUUUCCUGUUGCAACCUUGGAGAAGGCCUGGAAUGCCAUUAUCAGUGUGCGACAGGAGCACCAGAGCUGAUGUGCGGCGAGGGCACAGAGCUGGCCUCCCUCCGAGGAGCUGCUCCUCUCCUCUCCCACCACAGCCUUUAACCGGAUUCCCCUCUGAGCUGAUGCCAGUGCCGCUCUUUAGGCUGAAUAAACCCAGUUGUCUAAACGCAUUUGUUUGGCUUUCUAGUGCACAGGGUUUAUUUGUGCCGGAAUUUGUGCUCCGAGUCCUGCGCCAUCCCAGUUCUGCUGUCCUUACAGGUACAAAAGAAGUGCUGCUUACAAGGAUCAAGGACAUGACUAACUGCUCAGUCAUUUCCAUAUUUAACUGUGGGCAUGUAACCUCUUGUACUCCACUGCAAACACGGAGAGCUGACUGAGAAUGACUGGCGUGGUACCGCCCUGUGAGCGAGCUCCCGAGACCUUGAACCUGCAGCAACACAAGCAGGAGCAGUGUUGAACUGCGGAGCCUCCGGGACACGCAGCAAAUGAAGCAUCCAGUCAGAGAUAAUUAUUAUUUCAUGCCGAGCAGCGUGAUUGAAUAAACAUAAUUUCUGAGCGGAUAA
Molecule: messenger RNA, 2638 nt
Organism: Cuculus canorus (common cuckoo)
Lineage: Eukaryota; Metazoa; Chordata; Aves; Cuculiformes; Cuculidae
Gene: B9D1
Product: B9 domain containing 1
Exons: 7
Coding region: 220-840 (206 amino acids)
Biological process (GO): cilium assembly
Cellular component (GO): MKS complex
Source: RefSeq, a predicted model, not a curated record